ACGUUUUCAAUUUACGUACGUGCAUUGAUGUAUGUGUAUCGCAAACAAAUUAAUCGUGACACUUUAUAAAACAUUUUAACAUGUGAGUGAUGAGUUGUACCGAAAAUGAAAGUGGACCUUUUGUCGUAUUCUUCCUGCCAGCGGUCGUCGGCUGCUUGACUAUACUCCUGGCGAGACGUUGGGCAUACGCGCAAGUGAACAACACAGCGUCAACAGCGAUCUCUAGACGACGGAAAAUCAUCAAAGACCCGCUUGUAAAGCGGCCCUUGCCGCCGAUCACUUGUAAAAUGACACCGCCAGGUCCUAAGAAGUCUUCUGGCGUCUGUAAAAAGGGUACAUCAUCACCUCAGGAGGAGGAUGUGAUCAGCAAUGGGAAGCGAGUGGGGCGUGUCCGUCUAUCCCCCACCCCAGCUAUGCUCGACACUAAGCUUGUGGACGGGCCUUCCCCACCCAAGCAUAUCCCGUUCCCAUACAUACCCCACGACCCGGAGCUGCUGUUUGAGGCGAUGACGUUCGUGUUUACAGUGGUGGCUACGGGGCUCCAGUUCCUCAAUCUGUACAGGACAGCCUGGUGGCUUCCACAUUCUUAUACCAACCAAUCUAUGAACUUCUACCUCAUAGAUCCUCACCUAGUCGCGUUCAUAGUGACGUUGCUGUCCCGUCGUCUGCUGCUGAGUCUAGUGGUUCAGCUGCUCAAGGCCACGCUGGCGCCGCCGGCGUUGCCCCACGGCAUCGUGGCUGCUAGAAUGUUCAUCCUGGGUAUGGUGAUAGGGGCGCUCGCCUGGUGCGCAUACUUCAUCGCACUCAAAUAUCCCAUCGUCAAGAUCUUCUACCUCUGCUAUCCCGCGGUGGUAUACUUCAUCCUCUUCGGGCUCCAAUCCAGCCCGUUCUUGGAGCUGAGCAACUCAGAUACUCCGCUGCACUGUUGCUCGCACGACCCUGAUCAGGUCCGCGCCGAGGUGGACUCCCUGCGGCAGGACUUCAAUCUUAGGGUCAAGAAGAUUAUAUUCAACGCGGUGGUCGGCGCGUACUACUCUAGUCUAAUACCGUGCUGUUUUGCACAGUCGUACGUGUACUACGACGUGUACCUGGCGUCGCAGCAGACGGCGUGCGUGUGCGGCGCGCUGGCGGCGCGGCUGGCGGCGCAGCUGCUGCCCGGCGCCUACGCCGACACGCACCACCGCGCCGCGCGCCACCUCGGCCGCUGGACGCAGGACGAUACGGGCACAGCUAACGAGUGGAGCCCGUUGAAGUUAUACCAGCGUGGGGCGGUGGUGUCCCUUGACGGAGCAACCUACACGUGUGUGACGUCAACAGCGGCCGCGCGUCCGGGCAGUACGGAGCACUCGCGGUUCUAUACCGUGUUCUCCAACCCAUCAACGCUGCUCUGUCUGCUCCUCUGCUGCCAGCUAUCGCUGAUAGUCCUCCAGCUGGGCCUGCUGUACAGCUCCGCGCCUUGGCACAACUUCCUCGCCACCAUCCUACUGCUCUUCAUCAACUAUUACACCCUCUUCAAGAUGGCCAGGGACUAUCUAGUCUCCUGGAAGGUCUAUAAAGCGGAGAACAUGAUACAGGAUAAGAACUCUGUUGUCAAUUAAGUGCUGAUGAAAGUCAUUCCGUGUGUCCUAUGUUAGGAGCGAAGCCAUGGUUGGUAAUAAAGAUUAAUGUUUAUUUUUCUUUUAGUGAGUUUUAUUUAAGAUAAGAUUGACUCACGAUAGAAUCUAUUCAGUUAGGUUAACUUUAAGUAGCGUUAUUUACUAUUGAAAAUUGUCUCACAAUAAGUCUUAUGGAAUUCCUGUAAUUUUGUACUUAAUCUUCUAUUUCUCCGUUUUUGAAUAAAGUUUUGUAUUGAGAAUAAUUUGUGGAAUUUUAAAAGACUGACUUCGACUGGCAUGUUCUUCCACUUCUGUCACUUUAAAUGGAUCACUAUAUUUCUUCGAUUUAUUUUGCAGUUAGAUAAAAAUAUGUUAACGAAACAUAAGCAAAUUGCAGAAAUCAAGUUUGUACAAAGUUUUCAAACUUCAAAGUAAAAUAUGUUCCAUUGAUAUUACAAUUAUGUCAUUAUCCAGUUUAUUUUAGUACCCUCUGAUUACUCGUAUCCCAUUAAAAUAGAGGUUGAAUCCGAGGGUUACCAAAAUGUUAAAUUGUGGAUACAGUACAGAGUAGGCUAUUUUAAUUUAAUGACUUUGAACUCAAACCUAUUUUUCAUUUCGAGUUAAGACCCUUAACGUCUUAACUGAAGAGAUACGUCUACUAAUAUAUGUAUAGUGACGUCACACGGUACGCCGUGUGACGUCACUAUACAUAUAUUAUUGUGUGAAUCCACCUACUUUUUGAGUUUUUGCUGAUUUAUUGAAUGAAUAAACAUUGAAAGCGCAAAAUUAGACACCUCGUUAUUUUUCGUGAAUUUCCUUAAAACGAAAUACGCAAAUAAAUUUAAUUUACAGUAAAUUGUAGAGUUGAGUUCAAAGUUGUAAUGAUAGUUUCACUACUAAGUAAAGAAUUGGCCAUUCUAAUAACGUGUAUCACCGACUUAUGAUGCUAAUGUAAAUAUUCAUUCAUUGUAUAACUUAUAUGUGUAACGGCUAAGGUGGAUUCGUGCUCCGAAUUUGAGAGGAUGUUGAUGGCGAAGCAACUGUACGCCUCCAUACAUUAUGCGGUAGUUCUGCUUGUUGAUGUUUGUAAAUUCAGAGGAUUUACGGCCAACAUCGAAAAACGUUACCUGCCUCUCGAAUAUCCAAGGGCGAUAGAGGCAGAUAACGAUUUUCGAUGUCGGCGGUAAGCCUUCAGUUACCACAUAACGCCAUCUAGUGCGACUGUCAAAUUAGCCCCCUAGUAUCAAAUGUAGAUGUGAAUUUAGCAAACUAGGGGGUAGGGGGCUAGAAUUUUUCUUUGAAUUUACACUAUGUUACAAAUAAGUACAAUUGACGAAAUAGUUAACUGACCUUUAGUUAAUUUUAUCGCGUGUUUACGUUGAUACAUUUAAAUAAGUACGAUGGAAGUUAUUGAUUUAUGUUGGUGAUAACAUCGUUAGGUACUAUCUGUUUGGCCAUUCACAUCACCACAUUGCUCAAUACGUCAGAGAACGUCUGUUUACACUUAAAGUGUUGUAUCCGUCAGUCUGUUUACAUUUCAUUCUCAUGCUCUUAAUAUAGGUAACAAUGACUUUGCUUAGUGCAAAAAAGUUCAUAUGACUAUCAGGUAAAUUAACAAUUAUAUGAUUACUUGCCAUA
This is a messenger RNA of Cydia splendana, 3233 nucleotides long. RefSeq names its product transmembrane protein 39A. The record is from RefSeq and is a predicted model, not a curated record. Gene Ontology annotation, cellular component: membrane. Lineage: Eukaryota; Metazoa; Arthropoda; Insecta; Lepidoptera; Tortricidae. The coding region runs from base 90 to 1598 and encodes 502 amino acids. The transcript has 8 exons.